CUUUAGUCUUUUAUUUGCCUUUUUUUUUUUAUAGAACACGACAAUAUUUACAAUGAUAUAUAUCAUAUUUCAUUUAUAGUUUGAUGUGUAAUAUAUAUGAUAUUUUAUUAAGAAAAUAUACUUAGCAACGUAUCAUAUGCAUAUGACAGGGAAGACGGCAACGGCAUCGGAAACGGGCUUGGCAACGGCCAUGGCAUAGGGAACGGACUUGGCAACAGCAUCGGCAACGGCCAUGUCAACGGCAAAGUUAACGGAGCGAAUGUGAAAACGAUGAAACCAAUGGAAAGUGAGGUGCUGAGGGAGCAAGGUCACAUAAUGAUUGAUUUUAUUGCUGAUUAUUACAAAAACCUUGACGACUUCCCUCAGGAUUUCCCUGUUCUUUCCCAAGUUCAGCCUGGUUAUCUCCGUGACAUGUUGCCUGAUUCAGCACCCGACCACCCUGAAUCUUUGAAAGAACUUCUCGACGACGUUUCAAAGAAGAUCAUUCCGGGGAUAACUCAUUGGCAAAGCCCGAGUUACUUUGCCUACUAUGCGUCGAGCACGAGUGUGGCCGGAUUCUUGGGAGAGAUGCUCAACGCCGGCCUGAGCGUCGUCGGUUUCACCUGGGUCACUUCUCCGGCCGCCACUGAACUCGAAGUUAUCGUUCUUGAUUGGCUUGCCAAGUUGCUCCAACUCCCCAACCAUUUUCUCUCCACAGGGAACGGAGGAGGAGUGAUCCAAGGGACAGGAUGUGAAGCAGUGCUUGUGGUAGUAUUAGCUGCUAGAGACAGAAUUUUGAAGAAAGUCGGCAAAAUAUCACUCCAUCGACUUGUUGUCUAUGCAUCCGACCAAACCCAUUCCAGUUUCCGAAAAGCUUGUCUGAUUGUUGGAAUACAUGAAGAAAACAUUAGGCUGCUGAAAACAGAUUCUUCCACGAACUAUGGAAUGCCUCCAGAAUCACUUGAACAUGCUAUUUCUAGUGAUCUCGCUAAGGGUUUUAUACCUUUCUUCAUUUGUACUACUGUUGGCACAACUUCUUCAGCUGCAGUUGAUCCUUUGGUCCCUUUGGGGAAAAUUGCAAAGAGCUACGGGAUAUGGAUGCACGUGGAUGCAGCUUAUGCAGGGAACGCAUGUAUAUGCCCAGAAUAUCGCAAAUAUAUUGACGGAAUUGAAAAUGCAGACUCCUUUAACAUCAAUGCUCAUAAAUGGUUAUUCGCUAAUCAAACUUGUUCACCCCUUUGGGUUAAGGACCGGUUCUCUCUCAUUGAUGCCCUCAAGACAAAUCCUGAAUAUUUGGAAUACAAGGUUUCUAAGCGAGAUGAGGUCAUAAACUAUAAAGAUUGGCAAAUAUCUCUCUCUCGGAGAUUCAGAUCAUUAAAGUUGUGGAUGGUGUUACGGCUCUAUGGUACCGAGAACUUGAGAAACUUUAUUAGAGACCAUGUCAAUCUCGCUAAGCAUUUCGAAGAUUAUGUAGCUCAAGAUCCACAUUUCGAGGUUGCAACUACUCGGUACUUUUCACUCGUUUGCUUUCGCCUUGCUCCUGUUGACGGCGAUGAAGACAAGUGUAACGAACGGAACCGUGAACUGCUUGCCGCCGUUAACUCCACCGGCAAGAUCUUCAUUUCUCACACGGCUCUCUCGGGAAGAUUCAUUUUACGAUUUGCCGUCGGUGCACCGUUAACGGAGGAGAAGCACGUGACUGAAGCAUGGCAUAUUAUACAGAAGCAUGCAUCCAAAUUGAUCCGCAACGGCAAUUAUUGAGAAUAUUAUAAAAAUAACCCAUCUAUCUUUUGAUUUCGCUCAAUAAAGUCCCACUCUGUCUUCAACAUUUUCCUACGAAUAGCCAUUUUUAUAAAAAUAAAAAUAAAAAUAAAUAAAAAACAUUUCCUACGAAUGAGCUAUGAUUGCUUUUGUUUAUGAUAUUAUUUGUCUAUGUAACAGAUUAUGCGAAAAUAAAGCUUUCGUAUUGUAUAACUUGCCAAAGAUUUAUAUAGGAAAAACCGGGUUAUCUUUGCUACAA
Thlaspi arvense is the source of this 1999-nucleotide messenger RNA. NCBI's taxonomy places the organism in Eukaryota, Viridiplantae, Streptophyta, Magnoliopsida, Brassicales, Brassicaceae. The record is from the annotation of a GenBank genome assembly.